Molecule: messenger RNA, 4470 nt
Organism: Anastrepha obliqua
Lineage: Eukaryota; Metazoa; Arthropoda; Insecta; Diptera; Tephritidae
Gene: Nab2
Product: zinc finger CCCH domain-containing protein 13
Exons: 8
Coding region: 101-4042 (1313 amino acids)
Biological process (GO): regulation of mRNA stability
Cellular component (GO): nucleus; cytoplasm
Molecular function (GO): poly(A) binding; metal ion binding
Source: RefSeq, a predicted model, not a curated record
UUUCGCCAAUCCAUUGCAAUAUUUUUCACCGUCGACAAGUAGUAGAAAGGAUAAGGAAUUUUCAUAGGUUUUUUAUUUGACUCUCGCAAAUUUGUAAAAAAUGGAAAACUUUGGCAGUGAAAUUGGCCAGAAAAUGCGGAGUGCUGUAAAAGCCAAGCUCUUAGAGUUAGGCACUGGUGGCACUGCCGGCUACAUAGACGAUGAAUUGCCUGAUUAUGUGAUGAUUAUGGUGGCAAACAAGCGUUCCAAACAGCAAAUGAUUGCCGACCUUAAUCUUUUUCUGGGCUCGCAGACUGAACUGUUUGUAACUUGGCUGCAUGAGGUGCUGCAGAAGUUGCAAGAAGUCACUUUGCCGGCAGUUAGUGCAACUAAAAAACGUAAAGCAGAACCAAAACAAGAAGUGGUAAGCAAGAAGGAUCGUAAAACUAGCAAAAGAGAUCGAAAAACAUCCACAUCAAAAAAAUCAGCAGAUGAAGUGCAAAGUACGUCUGUGAACACUACCGAAAAAUCAGCAGGUGCUACCAACGCACCAACAGUGCCACCCAUUAACUCUAUUACUGACGUAUUUGCUGAUGUAUUUCUUGAAAAAGCAAAGAAAACACUCAGCACAACUGCUGAAGCGACAGCGCACAUUAAAAAAGCUAAAAGCAACACCAAAACGACGAGUACUGACACAACAACAAAAACCCCAACAACCAAGUCUAUAAAUGAAAAGUCUAUAUCAGCAAUAGAUAUUACACCAAUCCAAGACGAACGUUGCAAUGGCGCUGGCGGAGAUGGUGACAGCGUUAACAGAAAGAGCUCAGGAUCAACUGCGCCGGUAAGCAGUGGCAAUAGGGAGAAAGAUUUGGCGGAGUUGGCAGAAAUACAAAAGAAAAUCUAUGCAGCUAAAAAGCAUUUACGGCAGUUAGGUGAACUGGAUGAUAACACUGAUGAUGAUGAUGAUUUCAUUAAUUUGAAGGAAGAUGGCAUGGAGGACGAGGAAGGGGAAAAUGUUAGCCCACAAGAAACUGAAAUGAUUUCAACCAUACAAACCGAACAGCAAAUUAGCGCGAGGAGAAGCCCGAUAAUUUUUGACGCAGGCGAGAAACAAAUACAGGAACCGAUAUCUACAGAAAAGGAAAUAGCAGAUAUAUCUUCGCAUUUCACACCUCCGCCUCAAGAAUUAGUUGCCAAAAAAAUGAUAAAAACCAGUGAACAAUUAAAUAGUAGUGGAGGACGAGGUCAAUCCCCAUCAAAACAGCAAAAUCAGGAAAGAGAGAAAGAAAGCGUUCAUGACAAGCAAUGGAACCGGGAUCACGAGCGUGAUAAACGCGAGACCCCGUUUGAGGCAACUAAAAGGCCUGUGCAUGAGCGAUUGGGCGUACGUCUGCCAGCAGCACGCGAACCGCAAUUUCCAGUUCGUCGCCAACGGGAAGAUAAACAACUAUUCGUGCCUUCCUUCCGUAGGAAAGACAACGGCAAUGAUCGCGAAAGAGAACGAGAGCGCGAUAAAGAUAGAGAACUUGAACGUGAAAGGAUAAGAGAAAGGGAACGGCAGCGAGAACGAGAACGCGAUAGAGAAAGGGAGCGUGAAAGAAAUCGUGGUCCGGCACAAUUGCGUGGCAGAAGUGAAGACAGGCGUAAAGAUCGCGAUUUGGAGCGUGAACGUGAACGCCAAAGAGAUCGAGGCAGAGACCGAAGCCGCGAUCAAGUUAAUAGGCGUAAGGAGAAUGAACCAAGAAUGCGACGCUCGUUAUCGCCAAUACUACGUCGCACCACAUCGACUAACCACAAUCGCGCACUGCCCAACAUUACUGUAUCAGCUAUAGUUAAACCCCAUUAUGCCAAGAAGGAUAUUGUCGACGCAAAUAGUGACGAUGAUGGUAAUGAUGGCUCCUCAUCAACAUCAGGAACCUCUUCGGAUAGCGAAGAAGAUAGUGCCAAUGAAGAUGCGUCACCUUCACAUUCGUCGCAAACGCAGCGCCAACGUAUCGGUUCGCGUGUUAUCGUAGCGCCCGUCAAACCAGUCGAAUCAUCGGAGGAGGAGGACAAAUCAUUGAAUUCAAUUAUAAAAAUUAAGCCUCGCGCCCCAGUCUCACCCAGUAAACAGGCUUGCAAGACGCUGUUGUUACGUGCCGUUGCCGAAGCACAACGAUCCACUAUAAUUAAGUCACGACACAAAGAACAGAAGGUGGCAGCAAAUAAAAUUAGUAAUAUUGUAAAAGAUCCUACAGAUGAGCGCAAACUGUAUACCAAAGGCUAUCGCGAGAGACUAAAUCGUGGCGCGAAAGUCACAUCCACUUCCUCCACAUCGAAUUUGUUUAGGCGUGCAACGCAAAAUCUUGUAAUAAAAGUGGAAAGCGAUAUGCCAUUGCGGAAACGACGGCGAGCGGAAAUGAAUGAGAUUGUUGGUACCGACCAGGCAGAUUUUGAAGAAGAUGAAGGGGAAGAAGUAAAAUUGGAGGAGAAAUAUGUGCCAGGCACGGUGUUCCAACGGGUUGAUUCCAAUCACGAAUACGUGUACGUACCGCAAAUGAUACGCAUAAAAAAUGAGGAUCAGGAGAGUAACGAAAGUGACGAAACUGAUGAAACGACUGAAGAUGGAAAUGAUAAUGACAAGACCUCUUUGGAUAAGGGCUCGCAAAGGAAAACGCAGUUUGUGGUUACCCUUAAUGAUGAAAAAUCUGCAUUGAAGUUCAUGAAUAGAGCUUCAGCCGCAUUGAAACGCGCACGUUCUGAAUCGCCAUUGCAACAAGUGUCAUCUUCAUCUUCGAUUUCGCGUUCUAAACGCGCGGAAGCCUCAUCUACAACCACAACAACAACAGUAACGCAAGGCGCAAGACCACCAGCCGCACGCGAGAAAGAACACAACAGUCGCCGUUCAAACAUUAAAUCGCGUCUUUCUGCGAAAGUGGUGCCAACCUCAACAGUACCACGCAUCAGUGAUCACGACUCGUCGAACUCAUUGCCAGCAACACCGCCACUACGGCGCUCUGAUUUAAUUGAAGCCUACCGCAAGCCAAAAGAAAUUAAAAAGAUCAUCAUUAAAAAUGAUACAGACGACGAAGAGAUGAGCCCAAAAAAGUUGUCCUCGACUGUGGUUGUUAGCAAUGACAAUCCACAACGCAAACACAAGCGGACGCACAGCGAAGACCGAAACAAUCAAAGCGCACGCUCGGCUACACCAACUCCGACAAGAAAAUCAGAGCAGGGCGUAUCGUCGAAAACCCCGCCCAAAAGUAAACGCACGCCAAUUAGUAGUCAACAUGACAGUAGAUCGCGUGACUUAGAUUAUUACGAUCGUGAUAAUGUUUCAGCAAGUAAACGACGUUCCAAAAGUGAGGAUAGCGCAUACGAGAGAGAACGCGAACGUGAACGCGAUCGUGAUCGUGAACGGGAGCGUGAACGGGGACGAGAGAGGGAACGUGAUCGUGAGCGUGACCGUGAACGAAUUCACGAACGUGCUGCAUCACGCGAUUAUUCCGCUGAUCGCCAGAGUGGCGAGGAGCGGCGCAAGAUCUCAACGCGAAAUGUGGAGGCGAAAAAGUAUGACAACAUACCUUCUCUGAGCUCCGUCACCUUGGACUCAGCAGCGGUGCGUGUGCUCAAGACAAAGGAACGUUGUAAAUAUCACCCAAAUUGCACAAAACAAUUUUGUGAUUAUUAUCAUCCGACGGCGCCAUGUAAAAGUUUCCCCAACUGCAAAUAUGCAGAUAAAUGCUUGUACUCACACCCGCACUGCAAAUACGAUCUCGCCUGCACUAAUCUGGACUGCAAUUACUCGCACAGCGGACCGCGUGAUCCGGCACAACUGGUACCACAAGCGCCGCCUUUAUCCUCCCACGUCGUGCCUGUACAAAAUUACAAAUCGAUUUCAGCCACAACAGCCGCUAGCACCAUGUGCAAAUACUACCCCACAUGCACAAAGGUUGGGUGCACUUUCUACCAUCCCAAACCAUGUCGAUUUGGCAAGAAUUGCAUAAAUAAGUUGGAGUGUAAUUUCUAUCAUCAUGAAGUGCAGAGCAGCAGCAAAUUCAAGUGGGUCGCAUCGGUUGUUUAAAAUGAAUUGAUGUGCGUUGUAUUUUAAGCUAUGGUGCACAUUUUAGUACAUUUUGUGUGGAUGUAAAUUUAAUUGCUGCAACGCAAAUUAUUUCAUAUUUAUAAUCAUAAAUAUAAUUGCUGCGUAUCCAUGCUUUACGUAAUUACAAAACGUAAAGAGAAAGACAAAAACACAAAAAAAACUAUAUAUAUAUAAAAAUUUUAAAUUAUUGAAAAAUAAAUAUUCUCGCAUAUUAAAAAAAGGAUAGUAAACUAUACGUAAACAUAAAAACAGCUAUACAAAAUAUAUUGUAAUAGUGUUUGCAGUGAUUUCUUGAAAUACAUAGAAUAGUAAACAUUUUCAAAUUCAACGGCUUAUCGAAUAAUUAUAAAUGCAAACAAAAUGUAAUAAAGUUAUAAAGCAGAAAAACGCUUGAUAUUACAUAUUAA